AUGGUGGAAUCGGAAGCAAGCAUCUUCUUUUCGGUACUUGCUCUCCGGAUACCGACAGGAGCUGGAAGGACCCUCGAGCAGUCUGCCCUGCUCCAAGAGACCGGAGCUGCCAUCUCCAUAGCACCAAAUGCAUCACUGGUCCUCCGCAGCUGGGGGUUUGACCCUGCGAAGUCGCGCAUGGUCGCCAUCAAAACUGGAAGCAUCCUCAACGGCAGUAGUAUGCAAAUGGUGGUGCCCAACUACUAUGCGAACGUCGAGGAGGAAUACAGCUUUCCUAUAUAUUCCGAGAGGACGUAUCAGGGCAGCCUCGAUAACCUUUCGCCCUUCUCUGAUCAUGUGCACUGGGACACCGUCAAUGCGAAAGUAACCCUGGCCUACGGCACGAUCUGGCGGGCGGACCUGGUUAUCGCAGCGCAUGAUGUGCACUCGACAGCCAGAGAAUACGUCCUUGCUACAGACGAGAGCCACGUCAGUGACACGGGCUGGGCAACUAGGCGUUGGCUACUGCCGACAGAGGAAUUGCUAACAGACCCGAACACUGCAUCUUUGAUCGAAGAUUCUACCCAGAGGUACUUCGUGGGCGCUCGAGACGGGGGUUUGGUGUCCGAUUUCGCAGAGCCAUGGAUCAAGAUGCUCGAGAACUACGAAACUUCCACCAAUUUCAUCGGCUUCUUUUUGUCAAUAUGCAUCGUUCCUUCUCACCAUAAUAAAGCAGAGGGAAAUUGCCACAAUUGCAACACUUUCCUAAUAUGUUAA
This is a messenger RNA of Dothidotthia symphoricarpi CBS 119687, 756 nucleotides long. RefSeq lists its product as uncharacterized. The coding region runs from base 1 to 756 and encodes 251 amino acids. The record is from RefSeq and is a predicted model, not a curated record. The transcript is spliced from 4 exons. Gene Ontology annotation, molecular function: monooxygenase activity. NCBI's taxonomy places the organism in Eukaryota, Fungi, Ascomycota, Dothideomycetes, Pleosporales, Dothidotthiaceae.